Penicillium olsonii is the source of this 1527-nucleotide messenger RNA. Lineage: Eukaryota; Fungi; Ascomycota; Eurotiomycetes; Eurotiales; Aspergillaceae. The record is from the annotation of a GenBank genome assembly.
AUGACAAAGGGCAAUUUACAUUCCAGUCUAAACUUUCCUAUAGGCGCUGGAGCUGGAGGCUCGUUCGCAGCGUAUGAAUUGCGCAAGCUUGCCGCUGAGACAAAAACUCCUGUCGAAAUUACCGUUUACGAACGUGAAUCCCAUGUCGGUGGCCGCUCAACUACAGUAAAUGCAUUCGACGACCCGGCCUAUCCCAUCGAGUUGGGCGCUUCGAUCUUCGUCCAGGUCAACUAUAACUUGGUCAACGCAUCCCGUGACCUAGGCCUGAACGUAUACAGUGCCGACCAUGCGCGGCCGAAAGAAUCCGACGAUAGUAUCGGAAUAUGGGAUGGCUCGCAGUUUGUUUUCUCGCUGGGCAACGGCUAUAGCUGGUGGAACAUUGGUCGGCUAUUUUGGCGGUAUGGAAUGGCACCAUUGCGCACCAAGAAACUGGUCAAGGGUACUGUUGGCAGAUUCUUGCGGUUAUAUCAGAAGCCUUUCUUUCCUUUCAGUUCCCUUUCUGAUGCUGCUGCUGCCGCGAAUCUGCUAGAUUCCACUGCAUCUUCGGGCGAGCAGUUCCUUCACGCGAACGACGUGGACUCUCUUUUUGCGAGAGAGAUCAUCCAAGCCAGCACUCGAGUCAACUAUGGUCAAAAUUUGCAGUUGAUUCAUGGCUUGGAGUCCAUUGUCUGCAUGGCUACUGACGGAGCCGUCUCGAUCGAGGGUGGAAACUGGCGCAUCUUCGAUGGCGCACUGAAAGCUUCUGCUGCCGAUAUUAGGUUGAAUACCACGGUCACUGGCAUCGUUCGUAAUGAAGAUGGCUCUGCUUCCCUCUCGUCAAAGUCGAAUACUGCUACCGAGCAGACUCACGAGACCUUCGAUGAAGUCGUCAUUGCUGGGCCUUUGCAAUAUUCUGAUAUCUCUAUUCAACCAUCCUUGGAACACACUCCGGAUAUCAUCCCAUACGUGAAUCUUCACGUCACUCUGUUUGCGUCUCCUCACCGCAUUUCACCAAAGUACUUUGGUCAGGACUCGAACAGUCAAGUGCCAGAGACGAUUCUAACAACCCUCCCCGAGGGGCUCGAUCUAGGAUCAAAUGAGGCCGGUGUUGGCCCCAGUGGAUUCUGGAGUAUCAGUACACUUCGCACGGUUGAUCGUUCUGAAUCCGAAGACACCCAGCAGCAUUAUGUCUAUAAGAUCUUUUCACCAGAGCAGCCGACUGCCGGGUUCAUUGCCGCUAUCCUCGGUCUGAACGACGAGACCGUGGAUAAGGAUGGAUCCAUUGGAGACCUCUCAAAGAGCGACGUCAGCUGGUUCCACGAGAAAAUGUGGAAUCCAUACCCUGUUCUAUACCCCCGGGUCACAUUCGAGGAGACUCUCCUAGCCCCUGGGAUCUGGUACACGGGUGGGAUCGAAAGCUUCAUAUCAACAAUGGAGACAAGUGCACUUAUGGGCCGCAAUGUGGCCACACUCAUGUUCCAGUCGUGGGAGAAGAAUGGACUCAAGUCUGACCAUGGUGCUGGGUCCAGGGCCAAGACCGAGCUUUGA